Molecule: messenger RNA, 2506 nt
Organism: Sesamum indicum (sesame)
Lineage: Eukaryota; Viridiplantae; Streptophyta; Magnoliopsida; Lamiales; Pedaliaceae
Gene: NEK4
Product: NIMA-related kinase 4
Biological process (GO): protein phosphorylation
Molecular function (GO): ATP binding; protein serine/threonine kinase activity
Source: RefSeq, a predicted model, not a curated record
UUUUUUUUUUUUUUUUUUUUUUGGUUUCUUGGGUUUUGUUUAUUUUGCAGCAGCUUUUGUUUUCUUUUGCAGCUCUUGUCCUCCGUAUUUGUCCACCUUUUAUUAGCAGAUUAGACACAAAUCAUAAAGUAUUCAAAUUCUCGAUUAGUUCUCGGCCUAUUAUGUCUAUCUUCACAUGCUCCUGAUGCUGCUUCGUGCUAGAGUUAAAAGAUCUGCAUUUUGUCUGGGCACCUGUUGUUUAAGGCGGCAAAUUUUGGGGUCGAAUAUCUUGCCAGAUAUUUUAUAUUAAGGUGGUAGAUGAACGUUUGUAAAAUGGAGAACUAUGAUAUAUUGGAGCAGAUUGGUAAAGGUUCUUUUGGUUCUGCGCUGCUUGUUAGACAUAAACAAGAGAAGAAAAAGUAUGUCCUGAAGAAAAUUCGCCUUGCUCGACAGACUGAUAGAACCCGCAGAUCUGCCCACCAGGAGAUGGAGCUCAUCUCAAAAGUCCAGAAUCCAUAUAUUGUGGAGUACAAAGAUUCCUGGGUGGAAAGGGGUUGUUAUGUAUGCAUUGUGAUUGGCUACUGUGAAGGAGGAGACAUGGCAGAAGCCAUUAAGAAGGCAAAUGGAGUUCAUUUCUCUGAGGAGAAGCUUUGCAAGUGGUUAGUUCAACUGUUGAUGGCACUUGAUUACUUGCAUGCCAACCAUAUACUUCAUCGUGAUGUCAAGUGUUCGAAUAUAUUUCUGACGAAAGAUCAGGACAUACGUUUAGGGGAUUUUGGUCUUGCUAAAGUAUUGACUUCUGAUGAUCUAGCUUCUUCCGUAGUUGGUACACCAAGUUAUAUGUGCCCUGAGCUUCUUGCCGAUAUACCUUAUGGUUCCAAGUCAGACAUCUGGUCCUUGGGAUGCUGUAUGUAUGAAAUGGCUGCUCACAAACCAGCAUUUAAAGCCUUUGAUAUACAAGGUCUAAUCAACAAAAUAAAUAAAUCCAUUGUGUCUCCGCUUCCAACCAUGUAUUCUGGUCCAUUCCGUGGGCUUGUCAAGAGUAUGCUCCGUAAAAAUCCAGAGCUUAGACCAAGUGCUGCUGACUUGCUCAGGCAUCCACAUCUUCGUCCCUAUAUCCUGAAUGUGCAUCUUAAGUCUAACAACCCCAGGUGGCAUACUUUUCCCUCUCUAUCAUCUGAUGCCAAUUUUGUCAAGAAACCGACUGCAGCUGUCAAAACGGAAAAAAGGCUAUCGUUUGGCAACAAUAGAGCUUUGAAUCCUAGUAUAUCAGGAAAUGAUCUGGACACUCCAUGUUCUUCUCGAAGAGCACAAAAAUCUUUGAGCCAUUUGAAUGAUAAUAAAUUCUCUAAAUUGUCUAUUGGUAGUGUGGGUGAUGAUGUAGGUGUCAAAAAGUUGCCAACCACAAAGUUAUCAAGUGCUCUAAGAACCCCUAGAUUGGCUUCAGCAAAGGCUCCUGUCAAUCCUAGAAGACAGUCGACUCCAUCAAAAAUAUCCAACCCUGGUUCAACCCGUGAAUUGCUUCCAGUGUCACACACCCCAGCUAGAAAACCUGCUCAAUCGACACGACGAGCAUCUCUUCCACUGUCUACAAGAGCUGUGCCCACCAGCUCCCCCUACAAACGAAAUGUUGGUCUACUUGGUAGCGUGGAGUCCCCUGAUGUCUCCGUCAAUGCCCCGCGAAUCGACAAGAUGGUUGAGUUUCCUUUGGCGUCUUCAGAUGACCCGUUGCUACCAAGUCGCAGAAGUUCCUUGACCUCCGCUCAGUGCUCUUAUGCCUCACCAUAUGGUACUGAUCGUUCCAUCACCAAAGACAAGUGCAUGGUUCAGAUUCUUGAUAGAACAUUUACCAGGCCACACUCUGCUCACGGUGUUCAAUACAUGGGAAGUGAGUGCUCGGAGCAUAAUCCAACGAGUGGUGGAGGUUCAAGCCGUUCGUCUUCGGAUUCUCGUCAACGCAGGUUCGAUACCUCAUCGUACCAGCAGAGAGCUGAAGCGCUGGAAGGGUUGCUUGAGUUUAGUGCCCAACUAUUGCAGCAAGAACGGUUCGACGAGCUUCAAGUGCUGCUGAAACCAUUCGGGCCCGAAAAGGUUUCCCCUAGAGAAACUGCCAUAUGGCUGACCAAGAGUUUCAAGGAGAACGUAGCGUGAUAAGAACUGCGCAACAAACCUUAUCAUGAUUCAUGAUGCUGGUUUUUCCAAUUACCCCAAAUUAACAGCUAAUGCAGGCUAGGAAACGUUGACUCUUCUCGGUGUAGUAAGUCUAUCUUGUUGGAUGACUUGUUAUGUCCAAAUGUGUACAUUCUGUAGUAGAUGGAGUUAUGCUGAGGCUCAGCAGCUGAGAAAAUGUGCGUGAAUGACUUGUUCAUGGGAAAGUUGAAAUCUAGGAUACCAUUUGUUGACUGUUUCUGUCUUCUCGAUAUGGAAUUAGUAGUUGUGGAGUUUUAACUGCUGGAAGAAUGAUUCCUGUUUCUUUUUCUUUGCACCUUGUGAUCCUACAUAGGAAAUUUAACUAUAAUUCAAGAAA